Messenger RNA from Rotaria sp. Silwood1, 573 nucleotides. Lineage: Eukaryota; Metazoa; Rotifera; Eurotatoria; Philodinida; Philodinidae. The record is from the annotation of a GenBank genome assembly.
AUGACAAAACCUAGUCAGUAUAUACCCUAUCUACCGCCAGCACAGCCAAUUGAUUUAAGUACAUUUAAAGGUUUUAAAUUCGUUACACUUGAUGGCUUAGUGGUAGAAACACGUGAUAUUGAUGAUGAUGUUAGUGGUACAUUUGAAUGGGAGAUGUGUGCAGGUCAAGAAGAUCGAUGUAUGCAAUUUAUUCGGGAGAAAUGUGUUAAUAAACGAACAUUCUUGAUUACCUCUGGUGGACUUGGAAAAAAUGUUGUACCUCAUAUUCAUGAUUUACCACAACUUUAUGCAAUUUAUGUUUAUUGUCAAGAUAUUGCAGGUCAUCAACAAUGGGCAUCUAAAUUUUCAAAAGUACGUAUUGUUUGCAAUGAUGAUAGAGUCUUACAUCCUCAACUUGCCGUCGAUGUGGCACAAGCCAAUAUUGAUUGGGGAGAUGCACUUCUCAAUGCAGGUAAACGUGAUGAAGCUAGGGCGAAAUUCCAAAAAGCAUUGGACAAUUUAACCAAACAUGCUAAAUUUUCUGAUCAAGCUUUCCUGAAUCAAGUUCAAAAAAAAUUAGCUGAAUGCAAUUAA